AGAAAAUAAGUGUACAAUAUAAUUAAGUUUCACGCAAUCCAAUGCAUAACAUGUAUGUUGUGUCAGUGUAAACAAUUACAUGGCUUGAGACUUGCUAUAAAUUAGGGUAUGGAGUGGUGUGAGUACCUAUAAAAGAUUAAGUUACUGUAUUUCAAAUUGAGAAUAUCAGUUUUGAACCAAUUUGGUCAUUACAAAGAUAGAUUCUGUUUCAGCUUUCCAAGAAUUCAUUUCAUGCAUUUAAUGUUGUUCCAGAGAAAUUUCACAAAUGGGGUCACAGAUUUUUGUUGGGCUUCUAUAUUUAUGAAGGAAUUUGCAUCAUUUGAAAUUAUUACAAUACACGGAAUUGAACAUUUCAAGACCUAAUAAAGGCCAGAACUGAGGAAGAAAAGUUCAGCAUUUGCAAGGCUUCUUACCCAUUUGUUUUGGUGAAAAUUUAAUUAAUCAAGUUCAGAGUAACCGUAUUGAGUUGAAAGUUUUCUCAAAUCUUGCAAUGGGGCAUUUGAAAAACAUUGAAGCCAAGAAGAGACAACUGCCCCCGAGCGAGGCUCAAUUUUUUUUGAAAGAAGAGAUUAUACAGCUUCAGAGACAACUGGAGGACCAAAUUGUAGUAAGAACAGCUCUCGAGAAAGCAAUGAAUUUCCAACCUCUCUCGGACGAUCCAACAAAUAAAUCACUUAACCAGACUGCUGGUGAUCUCAUAAAGGAAAUUGCUGUUUUGGAAAUGGAAGUUGCAUACUUAGAGAAAUAUCUUAUAUCAUUGUAUAGGAGAGAGUUAUCCAAAAGGUUAUCGACCUUUCCUACAAUGGAUGAACGAGAAAACGCAAAUGUAGAAACUCUUAUAAGGAAGUUACCAGAGUUUUCCAAACCGGGUUUAACAUCAGUGAAAGAAAAUUCAGUAUCGUUUGUGCCACCUCAAGAUUCAAUAGACAAUUUACAUGUGAAAUGCAAUGACAUUUUGGGAGCAGAAACACUGGUUGAUACUGGUAUAGGCAGAAGCCAAUCAUCACUAUCUCAGCGUUCGACUUGUGCUUACAGAACUUCUCCGUCUCAAACUGUUUCUGAAGCUGUAGACUUGUAUCAUUCUUUACCUUUGUCGAUGUUGGAGAGGGCUAAGGGCUCGACCUCGAGUGCCAGUUUGGCAGAGCAACUAGGUUCCGGUUUUCCUGACCGUGCUCGAGAAACACCUAAUUGGCUUUCCGAGGAGAUGAUUAAGUGCAUCUCAACUAUAUAUUUUCAUCUCUCUGACUCACCUUUGAUCAAUCAUGAAUUCAGUUCAGCCAUUUCACAUUCAUCCCCAGUGAGUAAAUUUUCUCCAAGGCAAUGUGAAGAAAAUACAUGGAUGAAUAGUCCUUUCUAUAUUGGAGCGUCUAAAGAAUUUUCCGGACCUUUCUUCGCAAUGGUUGAAGUUCGACGCAUUCUUAGAAAUAGCCAAAGAAGGGCCUAA
Molecule: messenger RNA, 1444 nt
Organism: Olea europaea var. sylvestris
Lineage: Eukaryota; Viridiplantae; Streptophyta; Magnoliopsida; Lamiales; Oleaceae
Exons: 6
Coding region: 491-1444 (317 amino acids)
Source: RefSeq, a predicted model, not a curated record